Poecilia latipinna (sailfin molly) is the source of this 1899-nucleotide messenger RNA. It is a transcript of the gene snorc, whose product is annotated as secondary ossification center associated regulator of chondrocyte maturation. The record is from RefSeq and is a predicted model, not a curated record. NCBI's taxonomy places the organism in Eukaryota, Metazoa, Chordata, Actinopteri, Cyprinodontiformes, Poeciliidae. The transcript is spliced from 3 exons. Gene Ontology annotation, biological process: cartilage development. The coding region runs from base 1104 to 1460 and encodes 118 amino acids.
AUAUUACAUUUAACACAAAUCAUUCUAAACAUAAACUUCAGCAGAAAUAUGAGAACAAACACCAGUUCAAUGUGAUCAUAGCUCUCAAGUCUAUUUUGAUGUUCUGUUGGUUGCACAGGAACAGAUGUGCAACAAGGUAUAAUAAGUUACUAUUAGCUGGUUAAUUUAAUCGCCGGUUAGAGAAAUCAGGUUAGGUAGCCAUGCCAUGAUACCAUCAUGGUGCACCUUUUAGUUUCUGGACCAUGACUGACUCGAGGCGUUUUCAGACCUGGAAACAUGUCUAAACAGUCAAACAUGUCAUUCUUGUAAGCACAGCCUACUGUACUUACCUUAUUCCACCUAGUUAAUUAUCGAUGCACAGCUACACAUGGGGGAGCGGGCAGUGCAGCUUUGUUCUACGCUCCGUACAGCCUAUGAUGGCUUCAUUGUUGUCUCUGGCUUUGAUUAAAAGCCACGCUCGCGCAAAAAUCAAUUAAAUGUCUCAGGCGCACGCCACAGAGUGGAAACAACAAAAACGUGUAUAAGUAGAUAUUAAUAUAAUAAUUACUUUUACAGGGUUCGACAUCCGAGGACGAAUAACAGAAAAUAACAACUGCUAUCGACUGACUCUUGGACAAUUUGUCUUUUAGCUCAGAUGUUUUGCAUGUAGCAUUAACAUGUUUACGGACAAUGCUAAUAUCCAAACAGAGUUGUUAUAGCAGGUAAGACAGUGUCGUUUUGAGUAAAUUAAGUUUUCCGUCGUCUGCUUACUGGUCUUUCAGUCAGAUGUGUUUGAUUCGAGGUCGAAUGUGUAAAACUUUGGGUAGAAAUCUUUGUGACUUAAUCCGCACACACUCGUCUGUCCAGAUGUUUACCCAUUAAUGCUGAACUGUUCGUUCAGAGGUGUCUUAGGGUGGGUUGGCCCUGUGCAUUUUCACAGAGCGCACACUGUCCGGACGCUCCUGCACACACCUAAUCCCACCUCUUCUCUCACCGCCUCAGCUCAGGACCUCUCUCCCUUUCCGGCCCUCCUGUAUUCCUCUUUUUCUCCCCUCCUGGGUCAGCUACUUGCUGGAAGCUCCGGCCCGAGGUGUUUUUAAAGACGCUCGACUGUCGCAGUUGCCAUGAUUCACAGCAGCGUCUGCAGGGUUGUCCUGGUCCUCUUCAGCCUCCUGUCGGUCCUUGCACACACAGAGACGGUGUUGGAUCCUGCCUUAUCCAGCAGGGACCACCAGGAUGCCAUGUCUGGAGAUCCACCGGUGUGGAUGACUGAAGUUACAACCAAGAGCCAUUUCCUGGACAACCCAGGACAGACCUACACCUUUGAUUUUGAAGACUCCACGCAGCCUCCGAUCCUGGACGAAGGCGAAGGAGUUCUGGGACCGGGGGCCAUCACUGCCAUAGUUGUUGCAGUCUUCCUGGGAGCAUCAGUCCUCCUCGCACUCAUCGUCAUCACAAUCAGGAAAUUCACAGCCUCCUAGAGGGAGAGAGAGCGUCUCCCUUUUUGUAUGCGUGUGUGUGUGUACGUGUGUUUGUAUUGCAUGAGUGUUUGUGUCUCUGUCUUUUGUCUUUCUCAUCAAACGCCGAGCUCGCCCCCUCGUAUUUCGUUUUGAGAUGAGAUGCUUUGUGCCCUGAGAGCUAGAAAUUGUGGCAGGUCCGUCAACUAAAAAUAAAACACUCCAGUUGCUUCUCGGUGUGGAUGAAUCAUAAAUACUGGCUGGCUCUACCAGUGCUUAUCGUGAGAUGGUGUGUUUGUCGGUUGUGCUCUCUUUUUUUGUUUUUCUAGUAAUUAUACUCAUAAAAGUAUCUUCAUUGUUUUCCAUAACUUCUUACAUCUUUUUCCACUUACAGUCUCUUGAAAUUCUAAACUUGUUCAAGAAAAUUCAGGACAAGAAAACUCAGAACAAGUUUAGACAUUUC